AUGAUGUCGGCUCUUAAACUGAGCGCAACCGCUUCUAUCUACGUCCGUUCACCCACAGCCACCGCCUUCGCCGCCGCCAAACCCCUCUUCCUCUCAUUCUCAAACUCCAUCACUUCCAGAAACUUCCACCAACACAAACGCUUCAAAUACACCCCCUCCACAACCAAAUUCCCAAUUUCCAAUAAACCCCCCUCUUUCUCCGCCAAUUUUGGGGUUUCCGGAAAAACCUUAGUUUCAACCGUUCCACCACAGCCACAACCAGAACAACAACAAGAACAGUCCCAACCUUCCAAAUUGCUCACUCUGCCCACCAUUCUCACUCUCGGCCGUGUCGCCGCCGUGCCGCUUCUUGUUGCUACUUUCUAUAUGGAUGGUUGGCGAGGAACAGUAGCUACUACCACAAUCUUCAUUGCUGCUUCUGUUACUGAUUGGCUUGAUGGUUAUAUUGCUCGCAAGAUGAAUUUAAAAUCUUCAUUUGGUGCAUUCUUAGAUCCUGUUGCUGACAAGCUUAUGGUUGCUGCUACUUUGGUUUUAUUAUGUACUAGACCUUUGGAGGUUGGUUUCUUUGCACAAGCACCCUGGUUACUGCCUAUACCUUCCAUUGCCAUCAUUGGUAGAGAGAUUACCAUGUCUGCUGUCAGGGAAUGGGCCGCUUCCCAGGAUAGUAAGCUUUUAGAGGCUGUUGCUGUAAAUAACUUGGGGAAGUGGAAAACAGCCACGCAGAUGACUGCAUUAGCCAUCCUCCUCGCCACCCGGGACUCGAGUCAUGGAGGAACUGCUUUUGUAGUUGGGUCUGGUGUUGCUUUGCUUUAUACUUCAGCAGGGCUUGCUUUAUGGUCAUUGGUUGUAUAUAUGAGGAAAAUUUGGAAGGUGUUGCUGAGGUAG
This is a messenger RNA of Vicia faba (fava bean), 885 nucleotides long. The record is from the annotation of a GenBank genome assembly. NCBI's taxonomy places the organism in Eukaryota, Viridiplantae, Streptophyta, Magnoliopsida, Fabales, Fabaceae.